Metarhizium album ARSEF 1941 is the source of this 891-nucleotide messenger RNA. Its product is annotated as 50S ribosomal subunit protein L15. Gene Ontology annotation, molecular function: structural constituent of ribosome. Gene Ontology annotation, cellular component: mitochondrial large ribosomal subunit. The transcript is spliced from 2 exons. NCBI's taxonomy places the organism in Eukaryota, Fungi, Ascomycota, Sordariomycetes, Hypocreales, Clavicipitaceae. Bases 1 to 891 code for a protein of 296 amino acids. The record is from RefSeq and is a predicted model, not a curated record. Gene Ontology annotation, biological process: translation.
AUGUCUCCCCGACUAUUACCACCCAGCACUUCCGUCUGCUGCAGAACCACAUCUACGGCGCGCUUGAGCUCUCUGACUGCCUGCCUGGCGGGCCUGGCGAUUCAGCAAACUCGCCAUGCGUCCAUCCUCGGCAGUCUCGCGAACAACAAGGGCGCGGUCCACGUCAAGAAGCGAGUAGGUCGAGGGCCUUCGUCUGGCCACGGCAAGACAUCCGGACGGGGUCACAAGGGUCAAAGGCAGCACGGCAAGGUGAAUGCCUGGUUUCAGGGCGGUCAGACGCCCUUGGUUGUGAAGCAUGGACGUAUGGGCUUUACGAAUCUGCGAGCGCCCGAAAUGUCCCAAGUAAACCUCGAUCAGAUCCAAGAAUGGAUCAACCAGGGCCGGCUGGACCCGACGAAGCAGAUCACGCCCAAGGAGCUCAUCCAGAGCAGACUGGUGGGCAGCGUCAAGGACGGCGUCAAGAUUCUCUCGCGCGGAUCCGAGUGCCUGAAGCAGCCCAUCGACGUCAUGGUUUCGCGGGCCUCGGCGGGCGCGAUCGCGGCGAUUGAGGCGGCUGGCGGGAAAGUAACUACGAGGUACUACACCAAGUUGGCGAUCCAGCGGCUGCUGCGAGGCGAGUCUGUCAACACGGAUGUGCCCCUUCCCGUGGGCGAGGAGCAUGUCGAGAGGGUGCUCGCAGAGGCCAGGAGGGCGCCGUUCCGGUACAGACUGCCUGACCCGACGAGCCGGCGGGACAUUGAGUACUACCGAGACCCAGCGCACAGGGGGUAUCUGAGUUAUCAGCUGGCUCCUGGACAAUCGCCCAGCUUGUACUUCAAGGUGCCUGGGGAGCGCAAGGUGAAGAACGCAGCCAAGGCGGAGAAGAGGGCAACUGAGGAGACUUUGUGGUAG